AUGGCCAACGCGCGCUUGCUUCCGGUGCUGCAUGUGGAGCUUGGACAGGCCAACCACAAGUCGAGAGCUCCGCAGGAGGCGAUGCCGCAGGCUUCACCUUCAGGUCUGAUUUCAUACCCUUGGUGCAGCUCCGACCCCUGGGAAGGCUGCCAAGAACUCGCCGAGGAAGACUUCGAAGCUUUCCAGACGGACUUCCAACAGAGGCGGAAGGCACUCGAAGCGCGGGCAGCGCGCGUCUCCGAGGAGUCUCAAUCGCUGACAAGUUUGUCAACCACCUGCAGCAGCAAAAGCUCCUGCUCCUCCGCACGGUUAGAAGGCACUCGCUGCGAAGGCCUUGCCUCCAUCGACGAGCCCCAGGAGGAUGAUGCUUGGGAGUUGGAAUUUCUGCACCGGGUCGAGGAACUGAGCAAGAAGGAGGCCGACAUGCAGAGUCCUGUGCGUCGUCUGGCCAGGCGGCACAUCCGGGAGACCAAGGCUGCGUCAGGGACAGCAUCCAUCUCCGAAGCGUUUCACAAGGGUCGCUCGGAGCAUUGA
Molecule: messenger RNA, 534 nt
Organism: Effrenium voratum
Lineage: Eukaryota; Dinophyceae; Suessiales; Symbiodiniaceae
Source: the annotation of a GenBank genome assembly